GGAGUUGUUGUGAGGCAGGCUGUACAAUGACUGUCGCGCUCCUUUCUCCAAGUGACGACGCAUCCAUGCAAAUCGCAGAGAUGAACUUUGGCUUAAACAUGCUCCGACAAUCUCCUGCGUCUGAGCAAAUGGUAGUUUCUCCACUUUCGGUCAUUUUCGCUCUUGCUAUGGUCCAGCUAGGAGCAAAAGGACGAACAAAGACGCAGAUCAAUCAGCUAAUCUCGAACGGAGCCGGCGAUGGUGCUAUCGUAAACUUCUACUCGGAUCUUUCAAAAAAUAUCACCAACCAUUCGAAUGGGGCGCAAGCUAAAAUCGCAAAUGGAUUCUUUUUGGACAAGAAGUUUUCUAUCAAAGAUGAUUAUUCGAGCGCGUUGGUAAAAAGAUACGCGGCAAAAAUCGAAGCUCUCGAUUUUGGACAGGCGAAGAUAACAGCUAAGAUUAUUGAUGACUUUGUCAAUGCAACAACGGAAGGAAAGAUCAAAGAUUUCAUAAAAGAGGAUGUAGUGGAUGGUGCAAUCUCGCUUAUUGUAAACGCUGUUUACUUCAAAGCCGACUGGUGGAACAAGUUUAGUCACCAUUUUACAGCAAAAGAUGUCUUUUAUCAUUCUAAGACCAACAAAAGAGAGACGGAGUUCAUGAAUGAAUAUAGUGAAUAUCGUUUAUAUGCCGAAAACGAUGACGUUAUGGUGUUGUCGUUACCUUACAAAGACAAGUCUUAUGCCUUCACCGUACUUCUGCCAAAAAAGAGAUUUGGGCUAAAAGAUCUCAGAACGCGAUUGAAUGGGCUCAUGAUCCGAAAUUUGCUCUCACAACUCAAACCUGAGUAUUUGACGAUACGCAUUCCAAAAAUGAAAAUAGAGACCAACUACAAAUUGAAAGAAGCGCUCAAGCAUAUGGGAAUCACUGAUCUUUUCACAAACCAGGCCAAUCUAACAGGAAUUUCAGACCUACCUUUGCAUGUAUCCAAAGCAGCGCAUAGAGCUCUAAUUGAGGUUGAUGAAGACGGAACGACUGCAGCUGCUGCUACUUAUUUCGUAUUGCGAUUGACGGCGGCACGACCGAAUAUGAACAAACCCAAAAUGUUCGUAGCAGAUCAUCCUUUCUUAUUCAUCCUCACCAAGGACAACAACCCUUUCUUUAUUGGGCAAUACGCAUAAAAACGCUGCUUUAUUUAAUGGCUGAAUAAAACUAACGAUAAGAUCAUGCAAAAUCCUUGG
Cylicocyclus nassatus is the source of this 1217-nucleotide messenger RNA. NCBI's taxonomy places the organism in Eukaryota, Metazoa, Nematoda, Chromadorea, Rhabditida, Strongylidae. The record is from the annotation of a GenBank genome assembly.